ACUGUCUCUUUCCUUUCUCUUAGUAUUUUUUUUUCUCUCGGAGAGGAGAAGAGAGAGACCCAUUUCCUCCUCGCGUAGUCGCGUGCAGGGGAGAAGAAGGGUUUCGGCGGAGGGAGGAGGAGCCAUGGCGGCGGAGGCCGGCAGCGCGGCCGCCGGCGCCGCCUACGAGGAGGAGCGCCGGAAGCGGGUCCUCGAGAACCUCAAGCACCUCGAGGAUCUGGGCAUAAAGAAGAUGUCCAAGAGCUUGCUGGAGGCGGCGAGAUUGCAGAAGAGCACUCGUGCCAGCCCCAAGCCGCGGAAGAAGUUUGAGGUUGGGGCCACUGAAGUGAGGCGUUCAUCGAGGGCGCGCAACUCGGUUUCGUACAAAGAGAAUUUUGAUGAACUCAACAGUUUUCUAUGCCGUAGAAGGGGCAGUAGGAUUAGGAGCACAGAGCAGGGGAGGGAUUACACCGGAAGAGUUGCCUCUUAUGAACAGCAACAACGUGCUUUCAAAAAAGCUGAGAGACUUCAAAAUAGUCUAGACCCUGAGAACCCGUCGUUUGUUAAGACCAUGGUUCGAUCACAUGUGUCCAGCUGCUUUUGGCUUGGUCUUCCAACUAGAUUCUGCAAAUUGCAUCUGCCUCCCAAAGAGUAUAAGAUGGUCUUGGAGGAUGAAGAGGGUGGUGAAUUUGAUUCUGUCUACAUUGGGAACCGUACAGGCCUAAGUGGUGGAUGGAGAGGUUUUGCGAUGCACCACAACUUGGAAGAUGGUGAUUCAUUGGUCUUUGAAUUGGCUGAACCAGACAGAUUUAAGAUCUACAUCAUAAAAGCUGUUGAUGAGGAUGCAAAUGAGUCUGAGCCUGCUGAUGAGGAAGCUAUUGGGGACAAGGACACCAGUACAGAGGAUGCAGCUGAGCAGGAUGACUCACCUAAUGCUGAACCUUUAAAAGGAACUAAGAGGAGAAAACUCCGUGGACGCCGGUAGUAAUUAGUUCUAUCAGACUUUAAAUAUUGGUACUCUGUACAAGUAUGCUGCGUAUUAUCAAUUUGCUCUCCUGUCAGGUCAUCCUUAUUGAUCUUUUUUGUUGGCCUUUCCAUUUGGUAGAUUAUGGGUGUUCCACAAGACCAUAACCACCCUUUUUGUUGCAGCUACGGACAGAGUGUUCACCAUCAUAGGUAGGUUUAGAUAACUUGUAAAGAAAUGUUGACAAUUGAACACUUGUGUCCUGGAGUCCAUCUGUAUUGUGCUGAUUCACUGUGUUCAGCUUACAUGAUGGAUGAGAACAGCAUUGGCUUAUGUGGCAAUGCUUUUUACCUGUGUCCAUGGCUUCUUAAAACUGAUCUACAGACCAGAAAGGGAAGACAUCGACGAACA
Oryza sativa Japonica Group (Japanese rice) is the source of this 1354-nucleotide messenger RNA. The record is from RefSeq and is a predicted model, not a curated record. NCBI's taxonomy places the organism in Eukaryota, Viridiplantae, Streptophyta, Magnoliopsida, Poales, Poaceae.